Messenger RNA from Elephantulus edwardii (Cape elephant shrew), 309 nucleotides. RefSeq names its product chemokine (C-C motif) ligand 17 (gene CCL17). Gene Ontology annotation, molecular function: chemokine activity; CCR chemokine receptor binding. The transcript is spliced from 3 exons. The coding region runs from base 1 to 309 and encodes 102 amino acids. Lineage: Eukaryota; Metazoa; Chordata; Mammalia; Macroscelidea; Macroscelididae. The record is from RefSeq and is a predicted model, not a curated record. Gene Ontology annotation, biological process: cellular response to tumor necrosis factor; positive regulation of GTPase activity; chemokine-mediated signaling pathway. Gene Ontology annotation, cellular component: extracellular region.
AUGACCUCCCUGAGGAUGCUGCUCCUGGCUGCCCUGCUCCUGGGAGCUCCUUGGCAGCACGCCCAAGCAGCUCGAGCCACCAAUGUGGGGAAGGAAUGCUGCCUUGAGUACUUCAAAGGUGCCAUUCCCCUCGGGAGGCUGAGGUGGUGGUACAGGACCUCAGAGGAGUGUCCCAAGGACGCCAUCGUGUUCAUAACUGUCCAGGGCAGGGCCAUCUGCUCAAACCCCAAGGAGACUCGCGUGAAGAAGGCUGUUAAGUAUCUGGAAAAAGUCCUGAGUUCCCAAGGCGCCCCUCGUCACACAUCUUGA